AUGACCCUGUCAGGUGGGACCAUUUCAAGUGGGACCUCGUCUGGGUCGAGUCAUGGGACCCGCAGCUUUGGGUCGGAGGGUGACAUGGUGGACCUCCAGGCCCGGAUGGAGCUCAAGCGGAAGAGGAGGAUGGAAUCAAACCGGGAGUCUGCAAAGCGGUCAAGGCAGCGGAAGCAACAACAUCUUGACGACCUCAACUCACAGGUGGACAAGCUGAGGACGACGAAACAGCAACUCAUGACAGCACUGAACAUCACCACCCAGAACUACGCGGCAGCAGAAGCUCAGAACUCGGUGCUGCGCACCCAGAUGAUGGAGCUGGAGAGCAGACUCUGCGCGCUGCGUCAGAUCAUAUGCUACAUGAACGCAAACCAUGUUGCUAAUCCGCGCGCAACAACAAUGAAUGCACAUCCAGCAACUAUCAUGAGCGGAGCUGCUAACUACGAUACUUUUGGCGCAAGCGCAACUGCAUGGAACUCUGGCAUGCAAAUGGUCCAGCAGCCCAUAGAUCACUUGAUGUACCAGUGCUUCUAG
This is a messenger RNA of Miscanthus lutarioriparius, 534 nucleotides long. Lineage: Eukaryota; Viridiplantae; Streptophyta; Magnoliopsida; Poales; Poaceae. The record is from the annotation of a GenBank genome assembly.